This is a messenger RNA of Cuscuta campestris, 2534 nucleotides long. Lineage: Eukaryota; Viridiplantae; Streptophyta; Magnoliopsida; Solanales; Convolvulaceae. The record is from the annotation of a GenBank genome assembly.
GCUGAAUUCACUGGUUUUAGAUACGAUUAAUCAAUUCAAGCUGAAUUAACCCUAAAAUGUUAAGAUAUUUUUUUGGUUAAACCUAAAAAAUAGCAUAAAAAAUCAGAAUCAAGAAGGUUUUCAAUAUAAUGAAGUAAAUCUGAAAACUACUCGCAGAUUUUUAGUUCAACAGCAUGAUAUCAUCAAACAAUCCAAAUAAAAUGAAGUAUUUGCGUACGAAUUUUAGCCUGAAGCAGCAAGAACAAAGGGGUCAUACUGAAUCAUAAUUGAAAUCAAAUUGAAUGGAAGUAGUAGUAAAGAAGGGGGACUUAUUCGAUACCUGCGAUUGCUUUUCCACUCAAUUGAUAUGCUGAUAUGAACGAAUGAAUCUAGCCAAACGAUAACGACGCGCACACUGCCUGAAUUUGGAGCUGAACGAAAGGGGUAGAUCUGAAAACCCAGGCUUUCCUCGAACGAAAAAGAUCGAAUUCACUUAGGUAGUCGGUGAUGAGGAGAACAGAUCCGAUCCGGAUGUGCGAGAACUAAGGCGCUGGAAAUGAACUAUACGGAGUAUUUUUUUUACUUUUUAGGCGCUCGAAAUGAAAAAGUGGGCGCUAAUAUUUCAGCGAAUUUCUUGUCCAGACUUUUAAAGUUUUUUAAAGAGUAAUACUGUAUAAUUUAAAAUUUUCAAUUUCUAUGUUACGGAAAAAAGAAUGAAUAAUGAUGGUUAUCCUCUUUUCUAUCUACGUACGAAAUGGGAAGCAAAUAUUAAAAAAAAACCUCUCUCUCGCCUAAACUCGCCCUUUUGGGCGAUUUCGUUUCCGGCCACCAUGGCCGGCGGCAGGCCAGGCACACGCUCCCAUCGUCUUCCUGAUGUCAAGACGAUCACAAAGCACCCAAAUAUCACCGGAAACAGUGCUGGAAUCCGGCGGGCCGAAGAUGGCGGCUCCCCCUCCACGGCACACUUUGUUCCGGCCACUACAUUCAGUGAUGAAGCUCCAAACUCCUUCCAACAGAUUCCUGACGUCAAUACGAAGCCAACGCCACUGGAAUCGAGAAUUUUGGUUGCCGGAAUCAGCAGAUCGCCGUCGCGAUCAGGCAUGGUGGUUUCCGGUGGGUUGGAGCAAAAUCCGGUCACCACCGAUCAAAUUGAUGUCGAAGAGCACCACCAAAUCCUUUCUGGCAUCUCAGCGCACCUUAAGGAGUCCUCAAUUGCAGCUUUUGAUGGCGAUUUGAAGAAACCCCCAAAUUUGGAUUCUAAGGUUUUUCCGAGCCUAAAAUCUUCAAUUCGUGCUGUUCAAGGCCAAAUUGUGAAAAAAGAACUGGAUAUUCGUGAUCCUCAUGCAAAACCGGUUCGUUUGGCGUUGGUCCCGCCCGAUUCUGCUCUGGUCAAUUUCCCGGCGACGGUCACCGGAGCUCCGGCGGCGGCGGCGGCCACCGGCCAAUUUCCAGAAACUCCAGCUCCUCCUCCUGAUUCCAAAAAACAUACUCCCAGCCUCGCGCAAGUAGUUUCGGCUUCCAAUCGCAUCAAAGUCCCUACUUCUAUUACGGAGCUUCUUCCCGAUCGUGAGGUCACCGUCUAUCCGGGCAUGCCCGCUUUCCGUUUUAUGCAAUCUGAGGUCAGCCAAUUAGCUCUCAUUGACAAAUAUAUUUUGGUUGGCAAAUUCUCUCAUGGGCAACCCAAACUGGAGGUAAUUAAGCAUUAUUUCUCUACUCAUUAUGUCUUUCGUGGAUCUAUUUCUGUUGGUUUAAUGAUUAUUGUUUGCCCAAUUAUCAGACGUUUCUAAAAUGAGUCCAUUCGAAAAUCGUGAGUUUAUUGGAUUGCAGUGUGCCACGUUCACCCUAGAGGUAAUUGGAUUGAAAUAGAAAAUACACUAUUAUAUCACACGAUCAAUUGGAAACUUGCAUACAAUCACUACAUGAUACCUUUCAACUUGCAGCUAGUUGUUGACCUUAGUUAAAUUGUUAUACGAGUAUUUCUUUGUGGUAAAAAUAUUGUGCUUAAGGAACCAAGUGAACUAAAACUGAUGACGAUGAUGUGAUUACCAUGCAUGCUGUUGUACAGCUAGCUCAAAUUAAAGCAAAGUCAGGCCCAAUUCUUCUAACUGCGCGAGGAGGCUAGACAGAAUGGGCUUAAAGCCACCGACAAGGAAAUAUGGUACUCGCUAGUCGAUGGCCAUAACGCGAAGAACUGCAUUUGUGGAGUUGGUGACUACGAGCGGGAAAUGAGGAAGAUCAAUCCGUCCUACAAACUUCGCCGUUCCAGCACUAGUAGCAGUAGCGCAACGGAGAUGGUAGCACUUAAAGAGCAAAAUCAAAGGUUGCAGGAACAAAUUGAUAGUCGAACCUCGAGCUUGUCGUUGACGAUUCAGGAGGAGAUAAGGAAGUUAUAUGGUGGUAACAUUCCUACACGAGGCAAUGAUGAUGGACCGGGAGGUGCACGGCAGCCUGGGAUUUGUUGACACCUUUGACAUUAUUUGAAACUAACACUUUAAUAUUUAGUGUUUUUACAAUAUUAUGAAUUAUGUUACAUUUGCACGUGAAGUUUUCAUUAA